This is a messenger RNA of Monoraphidium neglectum, 393 nucleotides long. RefSeq lists its product as hypothetical. Gene Ontology annotation, biological process: protein localization to membrane. The coding region runs from base 1 to 393 and encodes 130 amino acids. Lineage: Eukaryota; Viridiplantae; Chlorophyta; Chlorophyceae; Sphaeropleales; Selenastraceae. Gene Ontology annotation, cellular component: membrane. The transcript has a single exon. The record is from RefSeq and is a predicted model, not a curated record.
AUGUUCAUCGAGCUCUACUUCGCCAUGCGCAGCGUCUGGAUGGGCGUCUUCUACUACCUCUUCUUCUUCGUCCUCGCGGUCGGGCUGCUCACCAUCAUCAUCAACAUAGAGAUCUCGAUCCUCUGCACCUACGUCCAGCUCUGCGCCGAGGACUACCUCUGGUGGUGGCGCUCCUUCCACAGGGGCGGCAGCGUCGCGCUGUACGUCGGCCUCUACUCCUGCUGGUUCCUGGCCGUGCAGCUGCGGGACGUGCACGGGUUCCUGCCCGUGCUCGUGUACUCCGCCUACAUGAGCAUCGUGGGCGUGGGCAUCUACUUUGCGAUGGGGGUUGUCGGGUUCCUGGCCAGCGGUGCGUUUGUGUACGCCAUCAUGCGCGCCGUCAAAGCGGAGUGA